UCCAUCAGCCAAGGACUCCGGAAUUAAAACACGUAUAGGCACUCGCCUAUCACAAACAGCAUGUUAGAUUUAAUUUAAAUGUUUUCAUUUUCCCUUUAAUCACUGGAAUCUCUCAGUUAUCUCAGCUUUGCAGUUUCCUCUGUCUUGCUGUUGGAAUGCAACUCGGAUAGGUUAAGUUCACACAGCAAGCUACUUGCCUCCAUCUGAUCUAAUGUUGUCAAUUCAUCCUUGAGGAGUAACACUGAUUGGUGAAGAAAGGGGCCAGGGACAUUGAUGGCAGAUACAGUCCAAAAGGACUGCAAGCAGGAAAGCGACGCUAUGGGUUUGCCUUCAGAACCUCAUUCCAAGAGACAGCCUGAAGCUCAGCAUGCUGGGCAGCCCAACAUAGAGGGGCCAAAGCACAGUGACAGUUCAUCACCGAUAGGAGGGGCUGCUUCAGCCUCAGCAGAGUCUAAAGAAGCGGUGUCAGAAACCCAAAGGAACGAGAAGAUGGCUGAGGAUAAUACAUUGAUAGGGAAGCUAGCAGAGAACGGCACAGGAAGUUAUGGGGAGACCAGUAGGUCCACCGAUGCACCUUUUGGCACCCCAUCACAUCAGCUAACCAAAAAGGAGGCUCCUGCUUUUAAUGCAGGAGAAAGCCCUCUGUUGCAUCCUGAUGCAUCAAGCACUGAUGAAAAUGUCGCACGAGUCACCCCCACUUCAAAGAAAAAAGGCAGACCCAGAAAGAACCCUGUUCCACAAAAGCUGCCCACGCUGAGUGAAGAGAGGGCAGAGAACGGCGAGGCCCAAACUCCACAGCCGCCAAAGGUCUAUAAGAAGAGAGGGAGGAAGUCAAAAGCUGAACUGUUGGCAAUGCGGCUUGAACAGGGACUGCUGGAAACACCAGAGCCAGUCACAGAGCAGCUAGAAGAGGAGAUCAUUGAUGAACAAGAGAUGACCCUGGGAGGACGACCCAAGAGGAGAGCUGCUAAAGUGGCUAUGAAAUACCUCCACUCCCUUGCUGAGGAGAUGGGAUACUCCAACCAGACUCCUCAGGCACCUACGAACACCACCGCCAGUGAGGACACAGAAUCCAGUACGCCAGUGAAACGCGGGAGAGGGAGGAAGAGGAAGAGGAACACAGAUGAGGACUCUGAUGAUGUGACCAGUGAUGCAGACUUUGUCCUUCCUGAUGGAGUAACUGUCGAUGAGGAGGAGGAGGAGGAGGAGGAUGCCUUAGAAGUUGAAUCUGAAUCUGACCUGGAAAAUAAGGAGAAUAAAAUAAGAGUGGCACCUGCUGCUGCUAAACCAAAGUUCUUGGGCAUGGCUGCUAAUGGCUUGCUGAACAACAUAAUGGGUCCUGUUUGGAACUGUAUGCACAUAACAAAGGAGUAUCGAGAGCAAUGCUAUUCCCCCUGGGUGUUUCCUGAAUGGAUACCUUCUGUGAAGGACUGGAAGUUUCUGUCUGAGAGUGAAGCACUCAAUUAUUUACCCCAAGAAGAGAAAUCGCCACCCUUUAGGAUAAGAAGAGAGGGUCUUAACAGCGAUAACACGCUGCAUAGAAUUGGCAGAUUUCAGUCCCUUUCCUCGCAUUAUGAACGAUGGGACUUGGCUUUCUUUGUCGGUGGUCCAGUGUGGUCAAUGGAGUGGUGCCCCUGCCCCGAAGGGUCAGCAUCCACUCAGUACGCGGCCAUUUACUGUAACAAGGGGAUGGAUGACAGGCACAAGAUGUCUGGUACGCACACAGAGCCAGCACUGUUGCAGAUCUGGAACAUAGGUGACCUGCAGCAUUUCAGUUGCCCAACAAACAAAGCCACCUUUGCAUACGGGGUUGCCUUGGAUUACGGCUGCAUAUGGAAUAUGAAGUGGUGUCCUAGUGGGACUUGGGAGCUUCCUUCAUCCAACAGAAAGAUUCCCCAGAUGCCCAGGCUUGGACUCUUGGCUGCUUCCUUUUCAAAUGGAAAAAUUGCUGUGCUCAGCCUUCCACAUCCAGAAUCAUUGACUGCAUACAAGACAUAUCAGAGUAAAGGAUCAGCAAGUGAACAACCGCUGAUAUGCAAGGUACAAUGCACUGUUGUGUUGGAGGCGGGAUCGAUACAGGCCAACACUAACUCCCAGUGUGGACAAUGCUUCUGUCUGGACUGGAUGCCGAUGGAAGACCACAAGUUCCUGGCAGCUGGCUUCUAUGAUGGUACGGUAGCCUUAUGGAACCUAUCUACCAAAUCGCUGCUGCAGCGCGUCUGCCAAACCAAUGGAUCUGUUACUCUAUACCCCUACCACAGCUUCAUAGCCCAUGACCAUGCUGUUCGUGUUCUCACCUGGUGCAAAGCCAGCAGUGAUUUUAUACUCACAGCCAGCGAGGACAGGAAGUUGAAGUUCUGGGAUCUCAGGAGGACUUAUGAGCCAGUCAGUGUCAUUAAACGCUACCUCAGUACAGAGGUGUCAUGGCAGCUUCAUUGGUGUGGAAUCUCUGUGGCACAGGAAAACUGCUACGUUGCGUUUGGGCUUAAUGGAAUCCAUUAUAUUGAUGCUGGAUACAUAGGAUAUAAACCAUAUUUUGUUGCCCCCAGGAGGGGAACAGUAUGGAGUAUAUCUGGCUCCGAUUGGCUCAAUACCUGUACCACAGGAGAUAGCACUGGGGAAGUCAUAAUGAUGUUGCUUGCUGACAUGACAGCCAAUCCGAACAACAUCAAGCGACCAAGUGACCGCAGAUUUCCUGUUUACAGGACUGAGCUUGUUCAUUUUGAUGCUGCUGCCAGUAGGCCUUCCGAUGCAGAGGGAAGCACGGUGACAACUGACAGAACCCCUGUUUGUGAACCGCGGUCAUACAGCGAGGCAAUUAAGAAAUUCUACCUUCUGUUUGAAGAUACAGAUAUGAGGUCAUUUAAAAAUGCUGCUAAGCGAGAGCCAAUGAAGCAAAUGUAUGCCACAGAAGCAAAGGGUUCACUGUCUCCUGAUAGGAUGCCUCUCGACUCCAUACACAAGGUCCGGUUCAAUCCCAAUCUUGAUGCUCAUGGCUGGCUACUGUCAGGUGGGCAGUCAGGCAUAGUCCGAGCACACUGCCUCCGAGGAUUGAACAGCCCCAUCACCAGCAAGCUCAUCCGGGAGAGUCAGGCUCAGUUCAACGCCAUGUACCAGCCUCAAGGAACUACAGCCAGUGAGGCAAUCAUGAAAACUGUCAUCCACAGUAUAGAAACCAUUGUAGAGGUGCUGUGAAAGGAGUUGCAGAAAGAGUUCUAGAUGCACAUGGUCCCGCCAUUUGUUUUUGCUGUCCAGCUUCUCCAAGAUGCUUAAUUUAUUUAGUUCCAAAAUAUAUAGAUGUAUAUUUUUACUUUAAUACUACUAAAAAUAAUAAUAAUAAAGCUUUUAAAUAGUCAUGCUCUGCAAUACUUCUACUAAAUGGAAAUUAAAAUUAAUUAAAAUAAUGCACAGCACUUCUGAUGUGGUGCUGAAUGGUGCUCUUAGGUUUUGUUUACUUGUUGCUGCAGCUUUUUUGGUUAAAAACCACCUCCUUUUAGUUAGUUUUGUUAUGUGUCUGUUUCUGUGAUGUGCUUUUGUAGUAUGUGGUUUUUUUUUUUUUGGUUUUUUUUUUUUUAAUUAUACACAGGUUUAUAUUAAAGGGGGUGUCCAGUAAAUGUAUAGCUUGAAACACAGAGAUCCUACAUUAUAUUGGUGGUUGAAAAAAAUAUAUUUGACCCUACCCAUUUCAUAAUAUGGAUUUAGGGGUUAAAUGUAAUGGAUGAGGAAUACUUUCCCACCAAAGAAAUAGCGGUUCUUUACUCAUGCUGUACAACACCCCACGGUCACCCUCAGACUAUGACCAAGUGCUUUAUUUUUAAUGCACUUCUCCAUUCUUCCACAGUAAUAUAUUUUAAUAUGUAAGUGCUGAAAUAUAUUCUGUGAUAGAUACAUGUCAGAAAAAAAAAAUUGCUUACCAGGAAUAUUUCUUUUAAGGCGAAGUCUGGCACAUAUUUCAGAUAUGUAAAUGUUUCACAGAUAUGCAACGCACAAAUGCAGGUUUUUUUAACAUGUCAUAUCAUUUUUUUUUUCUUUUUGUGAAUAUAUUUUCCAGUUGUGAAAACUGAUGGUCUUCUUGAUAUUUAGAUAGUUUGACUCCAAACCUGGAGUGAAGGCUACAGGAAGUGAAAUCAGUCUGAAAAUACAUAUUGUUUAUAUAUGUGAGAUUAUAUAAUAAAGGAUUACCACCAAGGAAUUUUUAGCUUUGACAAACUUUCCUGCCAGAUAUUUUUGUUACUCUGUUCCUAUUUGUUUUUUUAAUUUGAGAUUCAGUGUACAGGAUUUCUAUAAAUUGCUUCCCCGCUGCUGCAUUGACAUGUAAAACACAUUGUACUGCGACAUUAAAUAAGCAAGCAACGUGGGAAGGCAGCUGUGUUCUUGCUCUAGAGCCGAAAACAACCAUGAAGACUUUACAGGUGCUUGCAUAGUGUAGUCUCUCUCUCUCUCUCUCUCUCUCUCUCUCUCUCUCUCUCUCUCCACUGCCUA
This is a messenger RNA of Polyodon spathula (Mississippi paddlefish), 4482 nucleotides long. It is a transcript of the gene gtf3c2, whose product is annotated as general transcription factor IIIC, polypeptide 2, beta. Bases 274 to 3195 code for a protein of 973 amino acids. The transcript is spliced from 20 exons. Gene Ontology annotation, molecular function: protein binding. Gene Ontology annotation, cellular component: transcription factor TFIIIC complex. Gene Ontology annotation, biological process: transcription by RNA polymerase III. NCBI's taxonomy places the organism in Eukaryota, Metazoa, Chordata, Actinopteri, Acipenseriformes, Polyodontidae. The record is from RefSeq and is a predicted model, not a curated record.